AUGGUAGCAUCAUCUGAUGUCAAAACUUCUGUCAAAAUUGAGUAUUUAAAUGAUCUCAGAUUAAAAAUCAGAGAAUCGAAAGGAGAUAAAAACUCACCCAUUUUGAGUGUCAGAGCCAUUACGAACUACAUUCAAGGUUUACAGAUCCUAGAUGAUAUGGAUAACAUGGAACUUGCUAGAACAAGCUUCAGAACCUUGAGUGACCUCUUAAAGUACGCUGCCAUAGGAGGAAAAAUCACUAAGGAACAUGCUAGAUCUGUUUUCCCAAUCCUUAUAAGCCGACUUGGAGACCACGAUAGCAAAAUUCUGGCAUCAGCCGAGAAAAGGCUUGAUGAUAUCUGGCUCAUCAACAAUAAAGAAGUACAACAUGGAUUUGAACAUAUAGCAUUUCCUCAUCGCAACCCUGAUGUGGUGAUCAAAUCUUUGUCUUGGUUAUUGGAAAGAGCUAAUGAGUACAUUCAAUUUAAUUUGGAACGAUUAAUAUUAAGCAUUGUGAAAGCAAUCAACGACAACUACCAUCAGUCACGGAUGAAUGUUGUAAAUGCAUUUUUGGAAUUCCUUGCCACAUAUUUCAUGUCCCAUAAUGAUCCAGCAUCUCAUAAACUUGCGGUCAAAGAGGUAUAUUCAACCAAAGUCGAAGAUUACGUGAGAGACAGCAUUUUGAACGCCAUAAACAAAAAUCCAAGCACUGUAUCAAGAAGCAGAGCUCCAGUUUUAAAAGCCCUGGAUGAAAUGCAGUCUUAUGGGUUCGAGUCGUCCAAAAAAUCCCCGAAAAAGUCAACAGGAGACAUUCAGAGCGAAUUAAGGUCCCCUUUUGAAGUACAAAGCCAUCACUCCAUAGCCCCAUCAGAAGACGCCAAUGAAAGUAUUUCAGAAGCCCUGGAGCUGGAAUCUGACCUUCAAGCUUUUACAAGUAGAUUGGAUAGUUAUGGCUUCGAUGAUUCUAUUCACACCUCCGACACAUAUACUGUUGAUGAUUUACAUCGUUUGUCACGCGAUCUUCUUCCAGUAUUCGAAGGUAAUGAAACUGAGAACAAUUGGCAGAUAAGAGAAAGGAAUAUCAUGAAGAUUAGAAUGGUUCUUCGAAGUAACGUUAUAGGUGAAUUCCCUGAGGAGUUUAAAUCGCUUUUACAACGAUUUAAUGAAGCCAUUCGUAAAGCUCUUUUGUCCUUGAGGACUACUUUAUCCAGCAAUGCUUGUCAGUUAAUCAAAGAAUCAGCCAUGGUAUUGAAAGAGUCGUUUGACUCUCUUGUCGACACAUUCUUACCGGCAUUGAUACAAGUUUGCUCUUCAAACAAGACUAUUUCCACCAAGAAUUCUCAUACUGCUAUAUGUGCUAUAAUUAUGAGUUGUUCAUACUCUGCAAGGUUUAUCAGCAAAAUCGAUACUUGGGCAGCGGAUAAGAACAUUAAUCUUCGUGCUUUCACAUGUUCUUGGUUACACAUUGUUUUCCUCAGAUUCCACGAUUUCCCUAACUUCUGCAUCCAACCAGCAUCUCAAAAUCCCGCCAGAAUAACCUCAGUGAGUAAGACUCUUGGAAAGUUAUUGGCAGACUCUAAUGGAACUGUCAGACAAGCUGCCAGAGAGGCAUUCUGGUCAUUUGUGAAAUACACCCCUGAUGUAGCUGAAUCAAUCUUUUCAAAAUUGGACUCCAAUGUCUCUAAAGGCAUAGAGAGGGCUGCUCCUUCCAACAUAGGCUCGUUGAGCGACAUUUUUGAAACUUCAAAAGAAGUAAGAGGAACAAAUAGAUCUAAAGGGCAACCAGCUACAAAAAUAAGCUCAAGGAUAUCUAUGCCAUCAAGACCAGCCUCAAAAAGUGUGUUCAGACAAGCAGCAAAGCCACUUCCAACUGUAGUGAAACUGAUAAUCAGUCGCCCGGCGACUCCAAACGUUAUUUCAAACAUUGUUCAAUCUAGAGCUCCUUCAAGACUAUCAGCGCAGACAAGCCUUCCCAAACGUCUAGGAGGGUCCCUAGUUAGUGACGAGAAUUCAAAACGUGGGAUAAGUAAACUUGAACGGUCCAACUCAAGAAAUCAACCUAACCAAGUUUUCCAUUCUCUGUCCAAUGUCAAGGCUGAUUAUUCAAAACCGGAAAGGACUAGCAGUCUUAAAAAGGUUGAUGCGCCAGUCAAAUCCAAGAAGAACGCUGUCAUCUCAACAAAUGGGCCUUCGAGUGAACAUUCUAAUGCAGUUGUGAAGCCUAUUUCUGCUUCUAUUCCCACUAAUACUCCUGCUUCGAUCUCAAUUUCGUCUAAAGAAUCUCCUCAUAAACAGGUCAACCCUGUUUCUACGUCAGUGUCAAGAGUCCUUGAUGACAGGUUACCAUCUUUGGAAUUCCCAUUGGUUUACCAGUUGGCUUCAUCUGAUAUCACAGUCAUAAGAACAGGAAUCGAUACUUUGAAGUAUGCCCUCAAAUUCAAUGAGACUGCAGAAAUACCAAAGAAUAUCAAUAUAAUAUUGUCCAAGCUAUCUCGCUCACACAAUGAAAUGUUGAAACCCUUAUUCAAUUAUGUUGCAUUAAGCAAGAUAUUGCCUGUAUUCAAUUUGGAUGAUAUGUUACGAGUUUAUUUCACUCUUUUUGAAGACGUUUCAGAAAGCUUCGUUGACGAAUUGAAAAGUAACUUCGAUUCUGACAAGAUUUACAAGGCAAUUGACUUGGUACUAAUCAAUUGUUUGAAUUGCAAAAAACUACUCCACAGUGAUCCCCUAUUUGGAGAGCAAGUGUCUAUUUAUAAACCAGUCAUCAUUAAGCUGAUCAUCAAAUUUUUGAGUAUAGAUAUAAAUGAAGCUUCCAGCGACCUGAACUUCCCAAUUAUUUCAAACAGUGUUUUCCAUCUUAUCAAUCACAUUUCCUACGAGUCGUUUGAUGAUUAUUUUGAAUUAUUGACCAAAGUUUAUUCCCUUAACUCGCUGACAUUCAAGAUGACAUUAAAUUAUUUUGAGUCUGACUAUAAGUCUGAUAUUAUCGAACUCAUUCAGCGUAUUGACAACAAGGAGGACGUCGAGAUGAGUUCUGAAAAUGACGAUAGCGAUGAUAUCAACCUUGAUGAUUUGAUUGGACAAGGGGAAAACCAUACACUGAGUGAUAGUAUGAAUAUGCAUGAGGUAAUUGCAAUCAAUGAUCUCAACAUCGGUACAAGAAAUAAUUCACAAGAACAGGAAGAAAUCAGAGUCUCAGACAGUUCCAGCAGCGAGGGAUCAGACAAACUUCAAGAAGAAGAUGCUCAUAUAAUGUCUGAAAGCAAGGGAAUUCAACUUGACACGGAAGCUGUGGCCAAUGCCCAGAAUGCGUUCAGUCUUGGGUUGUCUACUGAUGGCAAAAGUAAGGUAGUUUCUGUAUCUGAAGAAGACAAUGUGUUUCUAGACCGCCAGUCUUCAAGCAGAAAUGAGAUAGCUGAAGAGUUUUCUCAAAUUGACAUUCGUGAUCGGUCAUCGUUUGAAAUAAAGGAUCCAUUUCAAACGCUAGUCGAAAAGGUUGAUCCGUUAAAAGCUAGAGCUGAGAGGAACAAACAAAUUAACAUAUACGAGGAUUCAGUCCACGAGAGCAAAGAAAAUAGGGCAUCGUCUACUGACUGCUCCCCUCGAAAGCAUGUCGAUGAAGUGUAUGACUAUUCUGAGUUGAACUGGUUCAACUUCCAGCUAGCUCAUAAUUCGGAGAGAUUUAAAAGUGAUGUCAAUAGAAGUGAGUUUGAAAAUUUAACCACUCGUUUAGGUGAUAAAAUGAUCAAUAACGAUGAAGUAUUACGAUUGAUAAAUUAUCUUCAAAGUAGCAUUGAUUUUGAUAUGGAGUUUGCCAAUUACUUUUACAAAGAAGGUAGCAAGAAAUUGGAAGCCAACUUAUGGAAGCUCUUUGAGAAGUUUAGCGUUUUGAACAAAUCUCAGAUUUCUAAUGGUUUGAUAAUUGCCAAGCAGCUCUUGAUCACUCGUAUGAAGAUUGACCUCAAGAAAUUAAUUCACACUUUAGUGAAACUAGGGGAUAUUGAAGAUGAAAGCAUUGUUGAGUUUGGAUACGCCAUAAGCGAAAUCUUUGAAGAGGUGUUGAGGUGUAAGUAUCCUUCGGAAGAUAUUCUCGAUGUAUUGAUGGAAGCCACUGGACAUUUGAAUGUUGAACACCCCAAAAAUAAGAUCGUCAUGGGGUUUGAUCUUUUGUUGAAGUUCUUGAUACACUACCCAUUAAUUGGCCAAAAAAGUGGUCAGAAAAUGGCCAUAUUCUGUAAUACCACCUUAUAUCCAUUACUUAGCCAUCAAGAUAUCGAGGUCAGGCGGAUCACGGUACUCAAUUACGGAAAGAUCUUGAAAAGCUUGCAAGGCGCCAAUCUUGACACCAAAAUGAUCCAAGAGAGCCUCAGUGGCUCCCAGAAAAAGCUCAUCGAAUAUUACAGUAAAACUUAG
Yamadazyma tenuis ATCC 10573 is the source of this 4392-nucleotide messenger RNA. RefSeq lists its product as uncharacterized. Gene Ontology annotation, molecular function: microtubule binding. Gene Ontology annotation, biological process: astral microtubule depolymerization; mitotic spindle assembly. NCBI's taxonomy places the organism in Eukaryota, Fungi, Ascomycota, Pichiomycetes, Serinales, Debaryomycetaceae. The record is from RefSeq and is a predicted model, not a curated record. Gene Ontology annotation, cellular component: mitotic spindle midzone; cytoplasmic microtubule; microtubule organizing center.